This is a messenger RNA of Pelobates fuscus (common spadefoot toad), 2073 nucleotides long. RefSeq names its product ADP ribosylation factor like GTPase 3 (gene ARL3). The record is from RefSeq and is a predicted model, not a curated record. Gene Ontology annotation, molecular function: GTPase activity; GTP binding. NCBI's taxonomy places the organism in Eukaryota, Metazoa, Chordata, Amphibia, Anura, Pelobatidae. The coding region runs from base 64 to 612 and encodes 182 amino acids. The transcript has 6 exons. Gene Ontology annotation, cellular component: cytoplasm; microtubule cytoskeleton. Gene Ontology annotation, biological process: cilium assembly.
CGCGUUACAGUGGCUUGGGUGACGUAGUUGCCCCUGGUAACCUGGAGAGUCGCCGAGGAGAGGAUGGGUUUGCUGUCUAUCUUGCGUAAGUUGAAAAGUGCUCCAGACCAGGAGGUACGGAUCCUUCUCCUGGGUCUCGAUAAUGCUGGCAAAACCACUCUGCUAAAACAGCUUGCUUCAGAAGAUAUCAGUCACAUCACUCCGACACAGGGAUUUAACAUAAAGAGUGUACAGUCUCAGGGUUUCAAGCUCAAUGUUUGGGACAUAGGAGGACAGAGGAAAAUCAGGCCGUACUGGAGGAAUUAUUUUGAAAAUACCGAUGUGCUAAUAUACGUGAUUGACAGUGCGGACAGAAAGCGAUUCGAGGAAACUGGUCAGGAGUUGGCAGAACUUUUGGAUGAAGAGAAACUAAGUGGCGUCCCGGUGCUGAUAUUUGCUAAUAAACAGGAUUUAUUGACUGCUGCUCCUGCCUCCGAAAUUGCUGAAGGCCUCAAUCUCCACACAAUCCGAGACAGAGUCUGGCAGAUUCAGUCCUGUUCAGCCCUCACAGGAGAGGGAGUUCAAGACGGCAUGAACUGGGUCUGCAAAAAUGUAAAUGCAAAGAAGAAAUAAUUCCUCUGAUAGAACCAGGAUCUGAAUGACUGAAUAUCAUGUUGAAACAAAAGGAUGCUGCUUUAAGACCAAAAUAGUUUUCAUCUAUAUUUUGAAGGGACUCCAAGUUCAACACAAUAUUUUUUUUUCUUUUCACUGUUACAACUCUAAUUAAAGGCUUACGUACCAGCCGACAGUAGCUUGUUCACGAUAUAGCACGUCUACUGCUGCCGAAAUGGCAUUUAUUUAAUCUUUUGAAUGGAAAAAUAUUGAUGUUACCAUUUUACCGUUUGAUAUUUUAGUCUUUAUGAUAACGGAAUCUCUAGUAGGAUCAGAAAGCUGUCUUUGUUAGAUACCUUUUUUUGCCAGUCCGAUGAAUUCAUUGGCAUUUUUGCUAACUUGCUCAUCUGAGCUGUUUUGUAUAUUUACCCUGUACCCCAGUGAUCUACCUGCUUUUUAGAACCGCAAAGGCACACAUUGGCAGCCAAGGUGUUUUUAGAACUACCCUACCACGUAAAAUUCCACAGUUAUCCAUCACGUUUAUAGACCAAUUUGUAAAACCAUGCACUACAUUUUCAGUGGUCUUACAUUUCCUAUUGACACAGAUCCUAUUUGAACAUAUCAAAUGUAUUCCGCAGGAUGUGUUCUAAAAUUAAAGGGUACCUUCCAUGUAUAUGUAGCAUGGUAGUACUUUCUAGGCUUUACACUCUGUAUAUAUUGUGCUAGCUGAAUGACAUUCAAACUUAAAUAGUUAAAUUUUCCUCCCUUUUUUAAUCAUACGGGCAGCAUAGAUGUAUGAAAUAAAGGUAUUGUGGUUGCAGUGGAUGUGUGCAUUCUGUCGACAUACAUAUGCAUAUACAGCCCACGAAUACUAGAGUACAAGCACAUCUCAGUUAAAGGAAGUAUCAUGUUCCUAGCCUUUCUCUACCUGUGUGCUUUUAUUUACAAGACCCUUGGUCAGAAGCACCUGCUUACCUCACACAAACAAAAUCACCCAAUUUUACCUGUAGAUCCAGGCUGACAUCAUUGCAAUAUGAAAGUGUGAUUAGGGAAAGCCAGCCAUGUGAUCUUCGAUCUCAUGAGCACAUGCUACUGACUAAGAGUUUAUUAAAAGGCCACACGCCACAGAAAACGGCUGGGACCCUGACAGGGUUCCAUUAAGUAUCCCAUUUAACAAAUGCAUUUGUUGAUGAUUCUUUUUGCUGGCACAAUAUAUACAUUAAAUUUAAAUACUUGACCGAGACUGUCAGAAACACUUAUUGUGGAAACGUUGUGCAUACUUUAUAUUUGUAAGUUAUUUCUGAUUUUUAAAAUAGACCCCUUUCAAUCUGAUAUUUCUCUAUAGGAACGAGGGAACAAUAAUCAGAAACAGAACAGUGUGUGUAUUAACAUGUUUAGGAAGAAAUGCCCUGACAUGGUUCUAAAUAUGAUUGGGGAAUAAAAGCAAUACCAUUUAAAUAAACAAACCUGUUCCACAGAAUA